Molecule: messenger RNA, 2110 nt
Organism: Pseudovirgaria hyperparasitica
Lineage: Eukaryota; Fungi; Ascomycota; Dothideomycetes; Acrospermales; Acrospermaceae
Product: HET-domain-containing protein
Exons: 1
Coding region: 100-1935 (611 amino acids)
Source: RefSeq, a predicted model, not a curated record
UCAGCCCCCACAAAAAGCCGAGGUCUAUAUAUAUCGUCCCAGCUUUACAGGCCGCCACCCGAGAAGACCUUUGCCCACGAUACAUACAAUCGAUUUAAGAUGACACUUUAUAGACCACUAGGUAGCUCCAAAGAUGCGCUCCGUGAGUUCCGGCUCUUUAAGUUGAAGCAUCGAAACCUACUCAAUGAAAUGUUCAAUGAGACACGCAUAAGUGGUACCCUCCAACACGCAGCCCCAGACAAUGCCCCAUCGUACAUCGCGCUGUCUUACGCUUGGGGUGAGGGGGAGCAUAUGGACAUCGACGUUUCUGGUCGCAAUAUGUCGGUGGGCGUCAAUCUAUACAAUGCUUUAUCUAGCAUUCGGCAGGCGUCAGGUCAUAGGGAUGUCUUCGUCUGGGUCGAUCAGAUCUGUAUUAACCAAAACGACCAAAGCGAGAGGGAGCACCAAGUACGGCAUAUGCGCGAUAUAUACGCUCAAGCGACUUCAGUAAUAGCUUGGGUAGGGCUUCCAAUUGACGGUACUCAGCUACUUUUCGCGCAUCUGGAAUCCAUAGGUCUGGCUCACUUUAGGACUAGUGGUAACCGUACAACAGCAACGCCUGACUUAGUGGCAUUCCAAGAUGUAAUUGAAUCCUUAGAGGGUCAAUCACACAUCGUCCGCCGAGCUUUUGUUCAUCUUGCUUCCUCUGUAUACUGGACCAGAGUUUGGGUCAUACAGGAGUUUGCCGUAGCUCGAGAUGUCAUCGUAGCCUGCGGAACCUACCGGUUAUCGGGAGAUAUCCUUUCUGAUUCCUUGGCUGAGAUUGGAUCAACCAAGAAUGAGCUGAAAGGUAAUGGCAGUCUGGCAGAUCAGAAAAAUAUAGACCUUAUCACUAGGAGCUAUACCCAUGCGGCUGAAAGCUUCAUGCAGGGUGUCUGUUCGCUGCGCCAACGCUAUAUGUACAUGUCGACUCCACGCAGCCUCUUUAGUGUACUUUCGACAUCAUCCCUGUUGGAAGAAGAUUACAACCAUCUGUCUUGUUCCAACCCACGAGAUCGUAUAUUUGCAUUGCUUGGGCUUGUAGCAGACUCGGAUGAGUUCCACUUCUUCCCAGAUUAUUCCUCGACCUGCGAGAAAGUUUAUACACUACUUGCCGAAAGGUUCCUGCAGCAGGGAAGAAUCAAUAUGCUCGCGUUAUGCCGUGCUCCUCGCCCUAGCAAUCUUCCGUCCUGGGUACCAGAUUGGCAGAGCCCAACCUUUUGGCCUUGGACGAAUGAUCCACCGUUCGAUGACAAUAUAUAUGGCAGCCUAUCAGGACCUCCUAUUGAAGGAUUGAAGGUCGAUAACCAGUGCGGGCACCUCACGCUGCAAUGUAUCCUGGUCGACAGAAUCAAGACAACUAAAGGCUUGUGGGCGCCCGAUUGGUUGUCUCGAGUCCAUCCUCGUCAAGGCCUGGAAUACCUCAAUGGCAUUAGAUCACUUUGUCGAGACUCGCCACGGAUCAAAGAUGAUGCUGUUGAGAAACAUUCUUCUCAGAUCGCGAUAGCAUAUCGUUGUAUCGAGCAUUCUAGAGAAAAGGUUCUAGAGGCUUAUCAGACAAUUCUGCAGACGUGGAAAGUCCAGCAUAUGCCAACGAAGCCACCUUCAGAUGAAGUAUCCUGGUACGUGCGUGUAAUGACACGACUCCGCCCAUGCCGACCAACGCUUUCUGUAAGCGGGUUUGUGGGGCUUGCACCCGAGGAUGUUCUAGAAGGGGAUCAGGUCUGCCUCAUCUCCGGUGCAAGUACACCAUACAUUGUUCGCCAAGAGAAUGAUGGACUGUAUACCCUUAUCGGUGAGACCUACGUUGAUGGCUUGAUGUACCACGAUAAUUAUGGUGGCUAUUUGCACCGUGUUGAUAAGUACGGUGGCAUUCUCAGAGAGAGUGAUAAACGUCAAACGAUCACUUUGAAGUGAACGGUAGACUUAGUUGUAUCAAAGCAACAUUUGGCUCUCGAGAUACUCUUGCAAGACGUACCUUAUGGUCCACCCCAGUUCAGAUAGUUGGCCUUAAAGGUGAUGUAUGAAGAUCGCCUAUGAACAUUAUGAGUGGUUUGAGACUGUCGCAAAUCCCGAGAGACGCGUAUGUGCU